AUGGCGACAACGACCGGUCGAGAAACACGCUCUGCGCGCAAGCGUACCAACGGCAGCGCACGCGAAACCGCAAAAUCAAACGUCGAGGGCAAGACAGACUAUGCGCGCUGGCGCCUCAAAGACGACGACAGUCGACAUACCUGGCACUAUCUGACUGAUGAUGACGAGUUGGACAAGUGGCCCCAGAGCAACGCAGAAAAGUACUUUCUGAAUCUGCCCUUGGGUCUGCCUGACCUCCCACAAGCGACAACUGCCAUCGAUGCUGCGAAGAACGGAAUCAAUUUUUUCGAGAAGCUCCAACUACCCUCUGGCCACUGGGCUUGCGAGUAUGGCGGCCCCAUGUUUUUGCUGCCAACAGUCGUCUGCGCUUGGUACGCUACCAAGACACCCAUUCCGGAAGCCUAUGCCAUGGAGAUCAAAAACUAUCUCGCCGCACGCGCCCACCCCGAAGAUGGAGGCUGGGGUCUGCAUAUCGAGGGCGAGAGCACCGUCUUUGGCACUAGUCUCAACUACACAGUACUGCGCCUCAUCGGCGUCGACCCCGAGGAUCCCAUCAUGGUCAGGGCGCGCGGCAUCCUACACAAGCUCGGAGGCGCUUUGUACGCCCCUCACUGGGCCAAGUUCUGGCUGGCCACGCUCGGUGUCAUGAGCUGGGACAUUGUCAACCCCAUCCCGCCCGAGAUUUGGCUGCUGCCUGACUGGGUGCCGAUUGCACCGUGGCGCUGGUGGAUUCACAUUCGUCAAGUUUUUCUGCCCAUGGGCUAUGUGUACUCGAAGAAAUGGAGCUGUCCCGAAGACGAUAUCAUCCGAGGCUUGAGAGAAGAGCUUUUUGUCGAGCCCCAUGCCCAGAUUAACUGGGCCAGUCACCGCAACAGCAUUGCGCCCGAGGACAACUACCAUCCCAAGUCUUGGCUGCUCAACAGCGUCAACUGGGUGCUUGUCAAUAUAUAUAACCCCUACAUUCGACCAAACUUUAUCAAGAACAAGGCGGAAGCCUGGUGCAGCCGGCUUAUCGACAUGGAAGACGCCAACACAGACUACGCAGAUCUAGCACCCGUCAAUGCACCUAUGAAUACGGUCGUUUGCUACAUUCGAGACGGCCCCGAGGCUUUCUCGGUCAAACGACACAUCGAAAGAUUGGAGGAGUUUCUGUGGGUCAAGGACGAAGGCAUGCUCGUCAACGGCACCAACGGCGUGCAGUGCUGGGACACUGCGUUCCUCAUCCAGGCCGUGGUCGAAGCCGGUCUGCACACAGACGAGCGCUGGCGCCCGAUGCUGACCAAGGCGCUGCGCUACCUCGACCGGCAGCAGAUUCGUGACAAUUGCGUAGACCAGGAAAAAUGCUACCGGCAGCAGCGCAAGGGCGGGUGGCCAUUCAGCAAUCGCGAUCAGGGCUACGGCGUCAGCGACUGCAUCUCAGAGGCGCUCAAGGCUAUCAUUUUGGUGCAGAAGACGGAGGGCUACCCCAAGGCACUCGAGGACCAGCGGAUCUACGACGCCGUUGACACGCUGCUGCUGUACCAGAACAGCAACGGCGCCACGUCGUCGUACGAGGCGCGCCGCGGCGGCGAGUACAUGGAGCUGCUCAACGCCGCCGAGGUGUUUGGCCGCAUCAUGAUUGAGUACGACUACCCUGAGUGCACGACGGCCUGUGUCACGGCGCUCUCGCUCUUUCACAAGCACUGGCCGGCGUAUCGUGCCGCCGAGAUCCAGACAUUUAUCCGCCGCGCCACUAGCUGGAUCCGCGGUAACCAGCGGCCUGAUGGCAGCUGGUACGGUAGCUGGGGUAUCUGCUUCACAUACGCGACCAUGUUUGCGCUCGAGAGCAUGGCGAGCGUCGGCGAGACGUACAGCAACAGCAACGUCUCGAAAAGGGGCUGCGAGUUUCUGCUAUCCAAGCAGCGUGCCGACGGCGGCUGGUCAGAGAGCUACAAGGCUUGCGAAACCAUGACCUAUGUCGAGCACCCGAUGGGCUCGCUGGUGGUGCAGACGGCCUGGGCUCUCAUCGGUCUCAUGGAGGCUGAUUACCCCGACGUUGAGCCGCUCAGGAAGGGCAUCAAGCUCAUUGUGGACCGCCAGCAGGCCAACGGCGAGUGGCUGCAAGAGGCAAUUGAGGGUGUCUUCAACAAGUCGUGCAUGAUUUCGUACCCCAACUACAAGUUUACCUUUACCAUCAAGGCUCUCGGCAUGUUUGCUAAGAGGUUCCCAGAUGAGAAGUUUUAG
This is a messenger RNA of Beauveria bassiana ARSEF 2860, 2223 nucleotides long. Its product is annotated as squalene/oxidosqualene cyclase. The record is from RefSeq and is a predicted model, not a curated record. The transcript has 2 exons. Gene Ontology annotation, biological process: ergosterol biosynthetic process; triterpenoid biosynthetic process. Gene Ontology annotation, cellular component: lipid droplet. Gene Ontology annotation, molecular function: lanosterol synthase activity. NCBI's taxonomy places the organism in Eukaryota, Fungi, Ascomycota, Sordariomycetes, Hypocreales, Cordycipitaceae. Bases 1 to 2223 code for a protein of 740 amino acids.